Xyrichtys novacula (pearly razorfish) is the source of this 1507-nucleotide messenger RNA. Lineage: Eukaryota; Metazoa; Chordata; Actinopteri; Labriformes; Labridae. The record is from the annotation of a GenBank genome assembly.
UGACUCUGAUGUCUCAGUUGCUAUAAAUAUCGUAGACCUACUUAGGAUUCGUAUCAGAGUGAUUGCAGAUUGGAAAAUCAAACUACGACAGGCCUCAGGGUUCACAGAGUUCCCGGAUGUUCUCAAAGCGUGGGAAUUUUCACCUGCUUUUGCACUUGCAGGUCUGCGCUGUAAUCUUUAAGUCUGAGUCCUGUGACCUUCUUUUGCAUGAACAGCUGACAGAAAAGCGCCAAGGUCCUAAAACUGAUAUAUAAAGAGCCCGUGAUGUACAAGUGAGUGCGACUCUGCAGAUUGCCACUCUACUCGAAAGAUGAAAACCCUCCAGGUUCUCCUUCUUGUGGCUUUAAGCCUCUCUCUCUGUGAGUACAGCUUAACCAGCAUGGCGCUUCUGUCUUAUUCACUGUAUUUUUAUACAGGCACCUUUCCCAGUUAAGUAUGAAUUCAUUUCUGAUUGUUCAUUUGUGCUAUUUCAGCCCAGUCCUUGGACUACAAGGCACUCAACCAGUUCAGGAAUAUGAUCCUGUGUGUGAUGCCUGACAGCUGGCCCGUUUUAGACUAUGCAGACUACGGCUGCUUCUGUGGGAAAGGAGGCUCUGGCACACCUGUGGAUGAUCUGGAUAGGUCAUGAUACAAUCUGUCCGCCUCUUACUGCAAUGAGAGUCUAUGAAAAAACACGUUCAUUUCAAACUUGCCUUCUCUGACUUUUUUACCUCAGGUGCUGUCAAGUACAUGAUAAGUGUUACAGUGACGCCAUGCAGCAUUCUGAGUGCUUUCCCAUCCUGGACAACCCUUACACCGAGUUUUACGGCUACGAUUGUGACGAGGCAAACAAGAAGGUCACCUGCACAGGUAAGUGGGCAGAAAUGUUCUGAUUUAUCAUAAACCUUCAGUAAAAGGUGUCUUUCUCCAUUUCCCUCAUCACUAUCUUCUACAUCACUACAUUGAAUUCUGAGAAACUUUUGCUGACCUCUUAAUAAUUCCUCUCUUUUAGCCAACAAUGAUGAAUGUGAGAUGUUCAUCUGUGAGUGUGACAGGAAGGCUGCCGAGUGUUUCGCCAGAUCCCCCUGGAUUCCAGAGCAUGAGCACCUGCCCAGCGACCAGUGUCAAUAAAAAAAUAACAAUCUGGUCUAGAAUUAGGAUUUUACACCUGGAGGUGAUUUUUCUUUGUCUCUUUGUUUGUUUUGAUUUCAAAAAUGAAAAAAAAGUAAAUAUCCUCAGGAACAUGUGGCUAAUAUGAUAAAUCCACACAGGCCCAUCACACUGAAAUAGAAACUGUUUUUGACUGUGUUUGACCUUUAACCACCAUUUAUUCUUCAUCUGUACAGGAGUGUGCCUUUUUGGUCAGUAAUUUCAAAUUUAUCCUUCUUAAAUAAACACAUUCAGCUCUGCUUUUCCUUUUCCAUUUCAUAUUUUGUUCACUGAUAACUGAUCAUUCACACAAUGGUAAUUUACUGUAAACUUACUAUAGGGGGCACUGCAGUCUACCCAAGUUUGGUCUGAGGUGACA